UGGCUUCCAGCACUCCUCUGGCGCUGCUCCGUCUACAAAAACGGGGUCAAGUCCGGUGUGCGAGGUCGAGAGCUAGCUGGAAGUAGACAGGUAGAGCCACUGGAAGGAAGAAAGGGGAGCAAGCUUAGCUUGCCAGGUGCUGCUCAGAUCCGAUGGCUUCGAGCAUUGGAGUGAUACCCAUGCUCUUCUUCAAGGUCGUAGUAUGCCUCUGCUUCUUCAGAUUAUCUCAAGGCAAAGGCACGGCCAAGCAGCCAUUCACGCUGAGGAAUCUCCCUCCCCUCGAGAAGGCAAGCAGCUUCCCCGCGAUGCGCCACACGACGUACGAUUACAUUGUCGUCGGCGGGGGCACUGCCGGCUGCCCCCUAGCGGCAACAUUGUCGCUCAAGUAUAAGGUGCUCGUGCUGGAGAGAGGCGGAUCCCCGUAUGGCAACCGCAACAUCUCGUACAUGGAGAACUUCCACAUCGGCCUGAGCAAUACUGCGCCGGACUCUUCAUCCCAGGCCUUCGUCUCCACCGAUGGCGUCAUCAACGCCCGGGCAAGGGUGCUGGGCGGUGGUACCUGCAUCAACGCCGGCUUCUACAGCCGGGCCAGCUCAAGCUUCGUGCAAGAUGUUGGCUGGGAAGCAGAUCUGGUGAACGAGUCCUACCCCUGGGUAGAGGAUAAGGUUGUCCAGUGGCCUAAGAUUGCGCCUUGGCAGGCUGCACUACGGGAUGGGCUUGUUGAAGCAGGAGUGUCCCCUUUCAAUGGGUACACCUAUGAUCAUGUUUCUGGGACCAAGGUUGGUGGCACCAUCUUUGAUGCAAAUGGCCACCGCCACACAGCAGCCGACUUACUUGCAGCUGGAGAUCCUAACAACCUACGGGUGCUGCUUCAUGCUAGUGUGCACAAGAUAGUGUUCAACUCGCGACAAGGACGCCUGAAACCAAAGGCUGUUGGGGUACAAUUUGCCGAUGAGGACGGGAGACUCCACCAGGCACUACUCAACAACAACAAAGAUAGUGAAAUCAUUAUCUCUUCUGGCGCAAUUGGCAGUCCCCAGCUGCUACUCCUCAGUGGCAUUGGGCCCAAGAAUGAUCUUAAGAAACAUAACAUUCCUGUUGUUCUCCACAACAAGUUUGUGGGGAAAGGAAUGGCCGACAAUCCAAUGAACUCCAUAUUCAUACCUACGAAAAGCCCCCCUCGGCAGUCACUGAUUGAGACUGUCGGAAUAACUGAAGCUGGUGUUUUCAUCGAGGCCAGCAGUGGUUUUGGCCAGUCUCCAGAUAGCAUCCAGUGCCACCACGGAAUCAUGUCGGCUGAGAUUGGACAGCUAUCUACAGUUCCUCCAAAGCAAAGAAGCCUGGAACUAGCCAAGAUGUAUGCACAUAACAAACUUAAUCUACCCAAAGAGGUAUUUCAAGGUGGUUUUAUCCUUGAGAAGAUCGAUGGUCCACUGUCUACAGGCCACCUUCUCCUCAUAGACACUGAUGUCAAGAACAACCCAGCAGUUACUUUCAACUAUUUCAGCCAUCCACAAGAUCUCAGUCGUUGUGUGUAUGGUAUCAAGACCAUUGAAAAAAUAUUGAAGACAAACCGUUUCGCUCAAUUGAGUCCUGAUGGUGCUGGAAUGGAAAGGGUGCUCAACAUGAGUGUACGGGCUAAUGUAAAUCUGAUACCCAAGCAUGCCAAUACCACAGAAUCCCUGGAGCAAUUUUGCAAGGACACAGUAAUCACCAUCUGGCACUAUCAUGGUGGAUGUCAUGUAGGCAAGGUGGUUGACCAGCAACACCGAGUGCUUGGCGUCUCGGGUCUCCGUGUUGUUGAUGGCUCAACAUUUUCUAAAUCACCAGGGACCAACCCUCAAGCCACGGUCAUGAUGAUGGGCAGAUACUUUGGAGUGAAGAUCUUAAGAGGACGGCUAGGACAGGCGUGCGGAGUGUAG
Messenger RNA from Lolium rigidum, 1922 nucleotides. RefSeq names its product protein HOTHEAD-like. Lineage: Eukaryota; Viridiplantae; Streptophyta; Magnoliopsida; Poales; Poaceae. Gene Ontology annotation, molecular function: flavin adenine dinucleotide binding; oxidoreductase activity, acting on CH-OH group of donors. The record is from RefSeq and is a predicted model, not a curated record. The coding region runs from base 153 to 1922 and encodes 589 amino acids. The transcript has 6 exons.